Hydra vulgaris (swiftwater hydra) is the source of this 1120-nucleotide messenger RNA. RefSeq lists its product as uncharacterized. Gene Ontology annotation, cellular component: cytoplasm. Gene Ontology annotation, biological process: negative regulation of signal transduction; apoptotic process; regulation of TOR signaling. The record is from RefSeq and is a predicted model, not a curated record. NCBI's taxonomy places the organism in Eukaryota, Metazoa, Cnidaria, Hydrozoa, Anthoathecata, Hydridae.
UCAAUCAUAUCCACAGCUCGCGUAAAUAAAAUAGUGCAUUGAUCGCAUUGAAAGCGCGUUGUUAGUGUUACAUAUAGUUGCAAAUUUAUUAAUUUAAAUACAAGAAUCUGGUAAACGUUAUAGAUUUUUUUUUUUGAAAAGACUAGCUUGGAUUUGUUUCAGGAAUAGAAUUAUAAUUUGCGACUAUUAGAAAAAAUAAUAAACUUUGAAAAAAAAAUAUGUUAACGUCGAGCUUUAAAAACGAAAAUUUAGAAAAAAACAACGUAUCAAAGGAAUGCGAGUUGUAUAAAAACGAACCAAAAACAAAUCUUGUUAGCUUUGAAAAAGGCAGUAGCAUAUGGACCUUUUUUCGAUUUCUUUUUUAUUCAACAGCACUUAAGACACAAGAGGGUAACAAUUAUUCUGAUCAGAAAAUUCUAGACACAUCUGAUGAUGAAGAUUCGAGCAAUUUAAAAUCAUCUGGUUAUCAUAGUUUGGAAAACAGUUGUGAGAUUGAGGAUUCUUAUAUAAAAGUUUCAAGAUUUUCAGGAGAAGAAAAAGAUGAAAAAACCGACCAUUACGGAACAUUCAAAGAAUAUCAGGAAAUGUAUAUGCAGCAGAAGUUAGCAAGUGAAAUUAAAUCAAUUGUUGAGCAUGAGCACGAUGAAAUUACCCACUGUAUCACUAUAUCGGAUUAUUUAACGUUAAGAACAGCUGGAGAUGUUAUGAACUUAUCGAAGCACGAGCCGUACGGACUUAAAGGUUGCAAAUUAAUUCUGCUUAUCGAAGAUGGAACCAAAACAAUAAAUUUAGGAAGUAUUUUUCCAGAAAAAGGAAUUAUUAGUACCUUUGAAAUAACCCUUGUGUUACAUUUGCGCAAAAAUCCAUGUCGUCGAGUACCUUUUUUUAAUUGCAAGCCUAAAGGAAUGGAAGUAAUUGAACAAUAUGAACUGAGAAAAGAAAAGAUGUAUACAGCAAAACAAAGAAGACUGUCGCCAACAAUUCGUUUAUGAUUGGCUUAAAUUAGGACACUUCAAAUCUGAAAAUUUUUACUGCGUUUUUGCAGUUGUAGUAGUCUCCUAUAAAAUUUUAUUGUAAUUUAUUUUCUUGGAAACCAACUUUUAAUAUAUAAAUUUGUUAA